This is a messenger RNA of Vespa crabro (European hornet), 910 nucleotides long. RefSeq names its product charged multivesicular body protein 6 (gene Vps20). The transcript is spliced from 4 exons. Gene Ontology annotation, biological process: late endosome to vacuole transport via multivesicular body sorting pathway; vesicle budding from membrane. NCBI's taxonomy places the organism in Eukaryota, Metazoa, Arthropoda, Insecta, Hymenoptera, Vespidae. The record is from RefSeq and is a predicted model, not a curated record. Bases 74 to 778 code for a protein of 234 amino acids. Gene Ontology annotation, cellular component: multivesicular body; ESCRT III complex.
CUAAAAUGGCACCGCGUAGGUUUAUUCGUGUAAUGUCAACGGAAUGCGUUCUUGUGAUUAUUGAAGGUAAUGAAUGAUAGGGGUGCGACUUUAUUAUACAUAUUACAUGUUGAUUUUAUUUAGAAAAUUAAAAAAGGAGAACGACGAGAUGGGCAUAUUUUUCACUAAGAAGAAACCACAGAGUCGCAUUACCGAACAAGACAAGGCUAUCUUGCAAUUGAAACAAACUAGAGACAAAAUCAAACAAUAUCAACGUCGAAUCGAACAAACUCUUGAGAAGGAACGACUUCUAGCUAAGAAACUUAUACAUAAUGGACAGAAAGACCGAGCUUUAUUAUUGCUGCGUAAAAAAAAAUUCCAAGAGCAAAUUCUGUCAAAGAUCGAUGGUCAGCUAGAAAAUCUAGAAAUUAUGGUACAUAAUAUAGAAUUUGCCCAAAUAGAAAUUAAAAUUGUUGAUGGUCUAAAAGAAGGAAAUGCUGCUUUGAAAAAGUUACAUGACAUUUUUUCUAUUGAUGAAAUCGAAAAAGUUAUGGAUGAAACAAGGGAAGGCAUUGAAAAACAAAGGGAAUUGGAUGAAAUAUUAUCUGGUGAACUUACGCAAGAAGAUGAAGCAGAAGUAGAGGCAGAAUUAGAUGUUCUAUUGAAUGCAGAAAUUAAAGAAGCUGCACCAGAAAUACCAGAUGAAAUAACAUUGCCAGAAGUACCGACAAAUUUACCAGAAAGGAGGAAAGAACGCGUAAAGGAAAAAAUGCAAGAAGCAAUUGCUUUAGAAGCGUGAAAGACAAAUGAGUCGUAAGAGUAAAACUUCGACUACUUCAAAACUAUGCAAAAGUUCUUUGUACAUAUGUACAGUGUAUAAUGUUAAGAUGUUAUUAAUUAUAAAGUCAAUAACAUUUAAUUGAAAACUAAA